ACUUUAGCCACAUUAGGCAAUUCCGUAAUCUUAUUUAAGGAAAUAAUGAAGCACAUUAAUAAUGUAUUUAUUGUGGUUUAAUAAAAAAUUUAUUAUAUAUUUAGAUGGACCAACAUAUUUCUCUAAGGAUUCUAAGAAUCAUUCUAGCGAUGACAUGUGGAUACAAAAAAUGUUGCAAUACUUCUCAAAUAAUAUAUAGGGAUAUCAAACCAUUGAUUCUUUGACAGAAGAAUACUCACUUUGAGUAACAAUGGCAGCAACUUUCAUCGUUGACUUUGGAAACGGUUUCAUCUUUAUCAUCCUUUGCCUCUUUUCAUUUCUCUGUUACUAUUUCUUCUUCAAGAAACCAAAUGACUCACAAGACUGUGAUCUGCCUCCCAGCCCUCCGUCGCUUCCAAUCAUCGGCCAUCUUCACCUUCUCCUCUCUCUUAUAGUCCACAAAUCCUUACAUAAACUCUCCUCCAAGUAUGGACCUAUCCUCUAUCUUCGUGUCUUAAAUGUCCCCAUACUCCUUGUCUCCUCCGCCUCAAUAGCCUAUGAGAUCUUUAGGGCGCAAGACAUGAACGUUUCAACUCGCAACCUCCCUACGAACGAAGGGUCUCUUUUCUUUGGAUCUUCCGGCCUCGCUACCGCUCCUUACGGGGAUUACUGGAAAUUCAUAAAAAAGCUCAUCACCACAAAGCUCCUUGGACCUCAGGCUCUCGAGAGGUCACGAGGCAUCCGCGCGGAUGAGGUAAACCGGUUUUACUUGAAUCUUGUAGACAAGGCAACGAAGAAGGAGAGCGUUGAGAUCGCUGAGGAAGCUAUGAAGCUAAUAAGCAACAGCAUGUGCAAGAUGCUUAUGGGAAAGAGUGAUCAUGCAGAGAAAGUGAGGGGGUUAGUGGCUGAAACAGAUGUCUUGUCAAAGAAGUUUUUCUUGGCGGCCAUCUUGCGCAAGCCGCUUUCGAAGCUCGGGAUCUCAGUUUUCGAAAAGGAUUUAGCCAGUAUUUCCUCCAGGUACAACGACGUGUUGGAGAAGAGUCUUGUGGAAUAUGAGGAGGACCAUAACCAAAGCUGUGAGAUGUUGGACGUACUAUUGGAAGCUUGUCAAGGUAAAACUAAGGAUGUUGUUAAAAUAGCUUGUCUAUUAACCAGUUUAACUAUACAAUUGAUUAAAUAUUUUUCCAUUUCCCAUUUUAGUAUGCUUGUACAGGAUCUUUUCGUUGCAAGUACUGACACCUCAACGAACACUAUACAAUGGACUAUGGCAGAGAUUUUCAACAAUCCAAAGAUUCUGGAGAGAUUGAGAGAAGAAAUAGAUUCAGUUGUAGAGAAAACAAGGUUGAUUCAGGAAACAGAUCUACCUAACCUUACGUAUUUGCAAGCUGUCGUCAAGGAAGGACUGCGAUUGCACCCACCGGUACCUCUUGUGUUAAGGAGCUUCCGGGAAGGAUGUGAGAUCGGAGGCUUUGAUGUGUUGGAGAAGACAAAACUUGUUGUUAACUGCUAUGCUGUAAUGAGGGAUCCAGAUGUCUGGGAAUACCCCGAGGAGUUUAAGCCUGAGAGGUUUCUGCCUUCUUCAAGAUCAUAUCAAGAGGACGAGAUGAAAGAGGAAGUCCUGAAAUACAUUCCUUUCGGGAGCGGAAGGAGAGGCUGUCCUGGAUCAAAUCUAGCUUAUCUUUCUGUAGAAACAGCAAUUGGAGUCAUGGUGCAGUGUUUUGAUUGGAAAAUCGAAGGAGAUGAGGUUAACAUGGAAGAGGCUCGUGGAACACUGACGUUGACUAUGGCUCAUCCCCUUAAGUGCACUCCUCUUCUUCGAGAUCUGAACCCUUUAAGGUAUCUGCAUUGAGGAUUCAAUGCAGAGGUUCGCACCUUUCCCAAAAAAAAAAUAUUAUAAUAUUCCCAUUUUAUGAAUUCAGUUUUUGCAGGUUUACUGGGAUGAAUCCGGUUCAUCAUUGUAACGCGGGCCCCACGUUACGUGGCGGCUCGCGAUUGGUCUGCUUAUUAUUUAAAAAAAAAAAAUCAAACUAAAAAAAUAAAAAUAAAAUAAUAAAAGUUAAAGUUAUGAUCCUCCUUCAAGGUUCAUUGAUGCAGAUGCUCUUACCUUCCAUUACGUAGAUUUCCAGUCUGUGCAUCCCACACAAUGUCUAUCUUUGCAUGUCAUCUUUGGUUUAUGGCUACAUGGAAAGAAUAAUUUUAUUAUGUAUGAUUUUGUUAAUGGAUUUUAGAUAAAAUGCAGUUAGCAAAUAUAGAUGCUCUAAACUUUGUCUAAAGCUCAAAACUUCGAGCAUAUAAAAAAUGUUGUUGUACAUUUAGACGACUUCUCUUGGAAGAAAAUGACAAAAAUGAGGUUUUAUUGUAGACUAUUUAUUGUUAUUAUAUUUUCGAAUAAAAUAUUUACGAAAAAUUUCUUAGGAUAAUAUUUUUAAGUUUAUUUUCGCAAAAACAGUUUUUAAGAAAGAAAAUGACCAAAAGAAGUUUCACUAAAAAAUAAAUAUAUAUUUACAUCUUUAUGAUUAACUAAUUUAGACUUAAUGUUUAGGGUUAAGGAGUGGAAUAUAAAAUUUAUAAAAUAAACAAUAAUUAUUAAAAAUUUAAAAAUGCAAAUUUAAAAAUAGUUUCAAAAAACAUUUUCGAAUUAAAAUUUUUUUUGAAAAAAAACAAUUUCAAAAAUAAAAUUUUCGAAAAAGAACAAAGUUAUAGAAAAAUUUCAAUUUGGAAACAUAUAAUUCGAACUAUUAAAAAAUAUUUUUUAUUAUUUAUUAUUUAUUUAUAUUUGUAUAAUAAAGCAAAAAUGUAAAAAUAUCAUUUGUCUCUUUAAUAAAACUUCUUUUGUCACUUUCCUUCUUAAAAGUUUUUUGGUGAUAAAACCUUGAAAUUGACUAUUUGUGAGAAUUGUCCAAUAUUUAUUGAUUACUAUCGAUAUUUAAAAGACAGUUUAUUAUGUAGGUGGGGUGGCGAGGUGGAUAGUUUAUCUGGAGCCAUGUCUACGUUGAACAGAUUUGGGGUACAGUAAAUUUUAUGAUGUGUUUGCUAUAACUAAUGUGUCAUCAAUUGAAGGUCGUCUUAGUUUAGUUUCCAUGGAAAGAACAUUAAUUUCUCGUUAUAUAUCUACUAGGUCUUUGUCCGCGAUACGCGCGGAUAGUAUUUUGAUUUAUUUUCAGAGUUUUGUACUAUUAUGUCAAUUGUUUAGUUUUAUAAAAUGUUAUGUUUUUACUGUAAAUUUGGAAUUAAAAAUCUAAUUUUCUCUUACUGUAAAGUAAGUUAAUUUUUUUGAAUCUUACCACAACACAUUAUACGUGAAGAGAAUAUAGGUGGUCUUUAUAUUCUUAUUUGAUGUAAUAUUGAAAAUUUUGAUGGUUUGUUUAAAUGGUUUUUUAAAUUAUAUAUUUUAGGAUUGAUUUUCGUAACUAUAUUCUAUAAUUGUCUAAAAAAAAUUGUUUGUCCCAUAUAGACAUCCACAUAACUAUGGACUUCUGAUAAAUUUGUUCAUUGAAAUAUUUAGUUUCACUUUCAAAUUAAUUCUCUUUUUUGGCAUCCUCAUGCUAGCUUGUGGGGCUAGCCAACUUGGUGCAAAAGGGUUUACAAAAGCUGAUCGAGAUGCGCGUGAUCGGACAUCUUUUGCUAGGCUAUUUGUACCGAAUUUUAAAGAUCUAGGAAUAUAAACAAUAGAAAGUUCAAAAAAUUAUUUGGAUACAGCCUGUAUUUCGUCGAGCUCCGAGUCCAACGCAGGCCAAUCUUCCUCCUUUUGAAUGAGUAUAACCAGUUGUUCACAGUCGAUUGAAAGACCAUCUCUCUGUGUCCAAACUUCAGUAUCACUUGCAUUGCCCAUAGCAAACCUUCAGCUUCCGCUUGCAGUGGUGAUUUGGUGCGUGUAUAUCUGCCCUUGCUCCAAACAGCAUUGGAAAGUCACCAUCCAUUAACACAAAGCCAAGUCCAGAUAUGUCUCUUUCAUUUAUCCAUAAUGGCUGGCAGGAGCGUUUCUUUACGGAGGAAGAGUUGUGUCCGUUACCUCAACUCCCAUAUCAAUCUCCAUAAUCUCAUAUAUACGUUGAACUAUCCUCCAACACUCUGCUUCAAUUUUAUUCGCUAAUGGGAAAGACAUAAUUCCUACGACAUAAUUAAUGAUUUUUUUUUGUAACACCGAUACGGGGCAAACUUAUGUUUUAUUUAACAAAACUCUUAUUUUAAUUUUGUAUUAAAGAAUCAAUCAUAUUUUAUAUUAUCCAUAAUUUUAGUAAAUUUG
Messenger RNA from Brassica rapa (field mustard), 4225 nucleotides. RefSeq names its product cytochrome P450 705A22-like. Gene Ontology annotation, cellular component: membrane. Gene Ontology annotation, molecular function: oxidoreductase activity, acting on paired donors, with incorporation or reduction of molecular oxygen, NAD(P)H as one donor, and incorporation of one atom of oxygen; heme binding; iron ion binding. Lineage: Eukaryota; Viridiplantae; Streptophyta; Magnoliopsida; Brassicales; Brassicaceae. The record is from RefSeq and is a predicted model, not a curated record.